CAUGUUGGGGUUCAAAUCCAAAUUAUCCAACCCUAAAUCCAGCGUCGUUUUCCAUCUUUAUACUCACAUCCUCAACUAUCUCCUCCCCGAGGAAUACGACGAACAGCUUGAGUUCAAUGCCCUAGAGCAUCUUGAGAAUCCCGAUCUUCACGUUGGAGCGGUUCCUGUUAUUAAGCUGUACAACAAGAUCAUAGAAAUGCUUAAUGCUCUUGAAUGUCCUCAGAAAUAUUCAUUCAACUUUGCUGAUCUUCUCAAACCUGAUCCUCGUCGAACUGAGUUUUUCCUCGGUGCACUUCUCAGUUUCUGCAUCCAUUGGAAUGAGAUGAUGAAUUCCACAUCACCAAUUAUUGAAGAAAUCAACACUUUGGAAGACGAGAGAGCCAAGAUUGAAGAGGAUAGGAUUAUGCAGUUGACAUUGGCGAUUGACGAAUGCAAGGAAGCGAGGGGAAGGGAGAUGCCUUAUGUUCAGGAGGUCGAUGCACAUGUGAAAGAGCUGCGUCAAAAUAUUGCAAACCUGAACAACAAACAAAUGUCGUUGAGGACUGAUUUAAAGAAGUUGAAGGAGAAAACUGUGGAAAUGGAUGAUAAGAUUUCUGAUGCUGAAUAUAGACUGAUACAAAGUGUUCAAGAGAAUGCAAAUCUACAUUCAAAAAUUGUUCAGUCGCCUGAUAAAGUACAGAGGGCUUUGGAGGAAAAGAAAUUAGCUCGAGAGAAGGCAAGAAAUGCUGAAAGGUUAGUCAUGCACAAUUUCCACAAGAAGACUGCCCUUGUUGAAGUUUAUGCCAAGGUAUACAAGAAAAUGUCGAAUCACUACAAGAAGGUGCAGGCUAUAUAAGAACAGGCCUAUUCAGCUAAAUCUAUUGAAAAGGGUCAUAAAGCAUUAAAGGCUAAACUUGAUGAAGAAGAAGUUAUGGAUAAGUCCCUUGAGGUCAACUUUGUUGAAAGGCAAAGUUAUAGUAAAUUCUUGUGCAAACACGCAAUGCUGGUAUUCCAUUUCCAAAUGGUGUUCGCUAAUUACCUUUCACUGAGGCAUGAUUUUUAUCAUGUUGUUGUUGUUGCUGUUGCUAUUGCUGUUGCUGUUGUUGUAAACAAUUUUACUAAUCUUGUAAAACUGUUUAAUAUGUAUUCUGAAACUAUUUGGCAAAGAGCUGUGACAUUGAAAUAAGAAGGAGACAUGUUGAGGCUGAGUAUUCAAAGGUGGAUGCGGUAAAUAGUAGAAUUACCUUGGCAAAAGAAUCUGCAACAAAAAAAGUGGAUCAGUUAGAUAGUAAAUGCGAAGAGAUAGAAAAAGAGUUUCACAAGUAUGCUAACUCCAUUGCACAUGCGAUUGAAACUAGGCAAAAGUGCGACCAUUAAGUAGCUGGAUUUGACAAUAUGGAUUCCAUUUAACUAUGGACUAAGCUUGCCAUCCAAUGUUGAGCACGUCAUCCAAACUCCGGUAGAAAUCGUAGUAAUUUUUUAUUUCUUACCCUAAGACACACGUGUAAAGUUUUAUGACGGUUGUGUUUGUUAGGUGUUCACUUAACAGGCCAGUCAGUGAUUGUGGUUCUAAGUGUUUCUCAACUUUAUAUUUCAAAGGGAAACAAGGUUCUUCUCAGAUUUUUAAAGUUUUUAGUAAUUGUAAAAUAAUGUUUAGGAAACAGUGUGUAAAUGUAAAUAAACAGUGAGUAAAAUACGCUCCCCGCUCCUAAAAGAUACUAAUAUUACACUCCCUCCCCGCUUGUUUGAAAAUGCACACUCCCCUCACUUGCUAAAUAAAAUGUAAUACAAUUUGAUCCAAUUUUAGAUUUUCUGUUAA
Molecule: messenger RNA, 1798 nt
Organism: Medicago truncatula (barrel medic)
Lineage: Eukaryota; Viridiplantae; Streptophyta; Magnoliopsida; Fabales; Fabaceae
Product: kinetochore protein NUF2 homolog
Exons: 10
Coding region: 2-835 (277 amino acids)
Cellular component (GO): kinetochore; Ndc80 complex
Source: RefSeq, a predicted model, not a curated record